CGGGAGCGCGAUGAUCAUGCUGUUCAUGUCCAAACCAGGCCACUGUCUAGGAGGUGGCGGUGGAGAUGGGGAACGUCUCCGCCGAAGAGGCCCCUGUGACAGCCGAUCUGACCAUGAAUGCCUCCGCCAAUGAGACCUCUGUGACGGAUGAUGUGAGCAUGAAUGUCUUGAUGAUGAGGAAUGCCGAACGGGAGGCAUCGGGCUUGGCGUGGAGUGAUAUCUUUCUUGGAGACGAUGGGGGAGACGAUGGUGUUGUCAGUGCGGAUGGUGAAGUAUUGCCCGUCGAGGUAUGGGCGCCAGACUGUGAGGGCGAUGGCGAAGUCGGAGGCGUCAGUGGUGACAUAGAAAUGGCGAGUGGGGUCGGCGAUCUUGAGGACAGGGGCCGUGGUGAUGGUUUGCUUGAGCUUGUCCUUGCGGGUGAGUUCGUGGAAAGGGUAAGAGAUCUCGGAAAAGUUGCGAAUGAAUGGGCGGUAAUAGUUGGCAAGGCCAAGGAAGGAACAGAGUUGGAGGAGGGUCUUGGGUGGGGGGUACUAGACGAGGGCUGUGACCUUCGAGGGGUCCAUACAGAUGCCUUUAGCGGAGACAAUAUGGCCGAGGUAUUCGACGCUCGAAGCGGCAAACGUACAUUUGCUGAGCUUGGCGUAGAAUUUUUGCUCUCGGAGGAUCGCGAGGACUUGGCGGAGGUGCUGAAGGUGGGACUCGAAGGUGGGGCUGAAGACAAGGAUGUCAUCAAGGUAGACAACGACACAGACUUCAAGGAGGUUGCGGAAGAUGUGGUGGAUUGGAAGGUAGCGGGGGCAUUGGUGAGUCUGAAUGUCAUCACGAGGAGCUCGUAGUGCCCGAACCGAGAGCGGAAGGCGGUCUUGUGAGUGUCCUCCUCGCGGAUACGGAUCUGGUGGAAGCCACUACGAA
Molecule: messenger RNA, 912 nt
Organism: Chara braunii
Lineage: Eukaryota; Viridiplantae; Streptophyta; Charophyceae; Charales; Characeae
Source: the annotation of a GenBank genome assembly